AUGGCAGUUGGGGACGAGCGGGUCCCCCAGGGCUCUGUCCUGGGAUGGAUCCCGUUCAAUCUUUUCAUCAAUGCCAGGGAAGGAGGGCUGACCAGUCCGCUGAUCAGAUUCGCAGAUGAUGCUGAAAUGGGGGCAGUGGCCAGACUCCGCAUCUUGCACGGAGCAAGCCAAGGUGAGCAGCACAUAUAUCGAAGUGUGCAAACGGCAGCAUUAGAAUGUAAACAACCAGCUGCUAAUGUCAGUGCCUUGGAAUUGUCCAGGGGAGCCUUAACCAGAAAGCUCCCGUGUUCCACCUUCCAUUCUGGUGAGGCCAGAAAAGGCUCCAGGGAAUUAUUAGAUGGUGCUGUUGCUGCCUGUCAGGGCUGGGCAAUUGGCCGUGCCUGUUUUGCACAGGAGCAUGCAAAACGUAAAUCGAAGGGGUGGGAGGAACAGAAUUGUGGGCUCAGCCUUCUGCGUGUUGGCGUGCCCAGCCCGCCUGCGAGCGGCAACCGUGUGCUGUCUGGAGGGAGCGCUCCCCGCGCACCCCUAGCAAGGCGGCGUGUCUGGGCUCUGCCCGUGCGGACCCGGGAGCAGCCGCCCUUUGAGCCCGCCAGCCCCACCCCGGAGGAGGCGUCCGGGUCCCUCCUGUGGCCAGCACCUGCUUCUGCUCCCAUCUCCCCAGGUCCUCGUGCUCCUGGCCUUUUGGGCGGCCAGCCCCUGCCGGGCGGAGUGGGUGGGCCUCGAAACCAGGACCUGCAGCUUCCGAAGCGCAGACCGACCCCAGGGAAGCGGUACCAGUGCUCGGGGGACGGGUGCCGGCUGGCCUGCCGCAGCAUGAAGGAGCUGCUGGACCACAUGCGUGUCCACUACCGGCCCACGCAGUCCGUGGAGGGCAAGGCCUUCCGUUGCUCGGCCCACGGCUGCGCGGAAUCCUUCCCGGACAUGCAGGCCCUGAUGGGACACGUGAAGGCGCAUUACAAGCUGAACCGCUACUUCAAGUGCGAGAACUGCAUGUCGCGCUUCCAGACCUACCGGUCCCUCUUCAAGCACCUGCACAGCUGCACCGACUCAGCCACCAGCAGCCCCUCCCCGGCCCCGGCGGCGGAGAAGCCCGUCUCCGUGCCUCCCCCCGGCCUAGAGGGGGAUCCUGUGGGGACACCACCGGAGGAGCUCCCGAAGCUGCAGAGCAGCGUCCGGCAGAACGCCCUCCUCCCCGGCCCCAUGGAGGCCGCUCUGGCCGCUGACCCGCUGCCGGCCUCCCUGCGCGGCGCCCUGGAGUCCGUGCCAGCGCUGGCCCACUCAUUCCCGCUCCUGGAGCAGCCCCUCUUUGGACCGCCCUCCCUGGCAAGGUUCUCCGGGCCACCUCCGCCCCCGGUGGCUGGGCCCUUCCUGCCCUUCGUGCACUCCACGACCUACGGGCUACCUCAGGCCGCAGUCCAGAGCCGCCUCCGGCCGCUUCUGCCCGCCCCAGGCCUCCCCGUCUCCAACGCCGUGUGGAAGAAGAGCCAAGGGCACUCCUCCAACAGCCGCAUCGUGUGGGAGCACACCCGGGGCCGCUACACCUGCAUGCAGUGCCCGUACUCCACGGCCUCGCGGGAGGAGAUGACCCAGCACAUCGACGACCACCGCAAGAACCCGUCCCCACCCGGCCGCCUGGAGGCUGACGCGGAGCCCAGCACUGUGCUUCCCUCGCUGCCCCCGAAGCUGCCGCCCGAGGUGGAGGGCUCCCUCUUUCCCGCGCUGUGAGGUGCCCGGGGCUCCGACCAAGAUCCCUCGAUUACGCCCCCACCCCUGCCGAAGGUGAGGAGAGGCUGCUUCCAAAAAUCAGCGCGUGACCCCCUCGCACCCGCAAUCUCACAAAUGCGUGCUGACAAGCAGAUGCCACGGGGCGGGGGGGGCGGGGGGGCUUGAAACUUAUGGAUAAUUUAAAAUCGGAAUCAUCUUCCUUCGCCCUCCCUCCUCUUAAACUCUUGUGUGAGGCAAAAGCUCUCCGGUCUGCACAGCUGUUGAUCAGGUUUGCCCACGUUUGCGAGUGGGCGAGUGCUGCUUUUUUUGGGGGGGGAACCACACAAAUAAAUAGGAAUUGUUCAGAAAAGA
Messenger RNA from Varanus komodoensis (Komodo dragon), 2076 nucleotides. It is a transcript of the gene ZNF414, whose product is annotated as zinc finger protein 414. The record is from RefSeq and is a predicted model, not a curated record. NCBI's taxonomy places the organism in Eukaryota, Metazoa, Chordata, Lepidosauria, Squamata, Varanidae. Bases 1 to 1725 code for a protein of 574 amino acids. The transcript has 7 exons.